CUCUGCUCGAGAUAUAAAUACAUUACUCCUCUUCAGUUCGGUAUUCAGUUCAACACAUCUUCUCCAACAUGAGAGUAUUCCUUCUUCUAGUGCUUGUAGCUGCCGUUCUCGGUGAUGGACUCCAUGGUGGGGCCCGAGCUGGACGUGCAGGCAAUAGAGCUGCGCCUAGAAGGGAAGGCCGCCGUCUUUCUGGACAAACCCCCCGUAGAGGACGCCAGGAUGCUGCUCCAGGAGGAUAUGCUGCUCCUGAUGCUGCUCCUGCUCCCGCUGACGGUGGUUAUGCUGCGCCUUCCAAUGAUGUUCCCGUGUAUACUGGUGAGGAUGCCCUAGGAGGAUAUGCUGCUGAUGAUGCUGGUUCUGACCCUGCUCUAGAUAUGCUGGCAUCCUCUAUCCCCGGAGUACCUGGAGAGGAUUAUCCAAUCUACGCUGAGGUUCCUGAGUCUGGUUUUACCUGUGAUGGUCAAGUUGAUGGAGGUUACUAUGCUGACCCUGAGGCUGAAUGCCAGGUCUUCCAUAUCUGCACUGCUGACGGUCAAGGAGGUCUUUCCAAGUACAGUUUCCUCUGUCCAAACGGAACCAUCUUCAAUCAGAACUACUUCAUCUGUGACUGGUGGUUCAACUUUGACUGCUCCGAAGCUGAAGCUCUUGCUGCUGAGAAGAAUGCUGAACUUGCCGCUGCUAGAGAGGAAGCUUCUGCAUCUGCUGAUCAAGCAUCUUAUGAAGCUCCUUCUGCUGAUGUUAGCUACGCUGCUCCUGCUGCUGCUGCUACUGAAUUACCCGCCUAUGAUGAUUACGAGGCUGACGCAUCCCUAUCUGGCUAUGAGGAGACAACCGCCGCCCCUCUUGGAGGUUAUGAGGCUCCUCAAGAAGAAAGGAGACGGAAGGCUCUAGGAGGACGUCAAGCUGGACGUGCUGGACGUCGUCUCCAGGGAGGAAGUGCCAAUGGACGUCGUCCCAACCAGAGAGCUGGUCCUCGUCGUGGAUAAUUAGAUUAUAACACCCAACCUGCCAUAAUAUAGUAUUAGUACGACAUAAGAAAGAA
Molecule: messenger RNA, 1042 nt
Organism: Eurytemora carolleeae
Lineage: Eukaryota; Metazoa; Arthropoda; Copepoda; Calanoida; Temoridae
Exons: 4
Coding region: 69-986 (305 amino acids)
Cellular component (GO): extracellular region
Molecular function (GO): chitin binding
Source: RefSeq, a predicted model, not a curated record